UUUUCACUCCCAUAUAUGGUCCACCUCAUAGCAAAGGAAGUAUCAAUCGCUACCAACUUCUUUCCACUAUUAGCUCAAAGAAAGAAGAGUAAAGAACACAUAAUGAAAUUCAUCGUAGCUUUCGUCGCCGCUUUGGCUUGCGCUAACAUGGCCGCCGGACAUUUUCUGCACAAGGAAAAAUUCGGAUGCAAAGAGCCGAUCAUAUGUGCUCAGCCUGCCCCUUGCGUCGUCGAGAAGCCUGUUCCAGUCCCUGUCCUCGUGAAAUCACCACCGAAAAUCAUCGAGAAACCUGUCAAAGUUCCCGUGGCCGUGCCAGUUCCUGUACCCUGUGAAAAACCCUGCGAAACACCCUGUGAAACGCCCUGUUACUCUACUCCAGUUGAGUCUUGUUGCUCAACUCCAGUUGAGCCCAGUUGCUCCUACUCCUAUUCAACACCCGUGUACAGCUCUCCCUGCUCGUACUCAUCACCGGUGAUUUACUAUUAAAUAUUUCAAACUGAAAAAACCAUUACAUUAUCAAACAAAUUUGAAUCCGAUUAAAAAUAAAUUGCUUUUUUCACACUGCAAA
Molecule: messenger RNA, 568 nt
Organism: Bemisia tabaci
Lineage: Eukaryota; Metazoa; Arthropoda; Insecta; Hemiptera; Aleyrodidae
Source: RefSeq, a predicted model, not a curated record